ACUAGAUCGCCCCAGCUUUUGGCCUUGGCGCCCGCGAAGGGGUAUUCUUGCAUCUUGCGCGCUGCACACGACCAUCAGAAACCCUUGCCGUGCGAUACAGUUGCAAACCGAAGCGCCCAGCGCUCUCCAAUCCAGCUGAACCAAGCUUGCCAUUUGCUGCCGCCUCGCCGGAGCUCGUCCGCGUCGCGUAAACACGUAAGCAGCGCAGCUGUCGCGUACUAGAAAAGCCGCAGCCUUCCGUGCCAGAUCCGCUGAAGACAAGCUAUGCCCUUCGACGCGCACCAAGCGCGCCGCGAGCUGCGGCGGGCCAUCCCGAUCCUCAGGCAGCACGGCCUGCGGCAGAGCGCCAAGUUCUGCGCCGAGCAGUUGAUUGGGCUGAACGGCGACGGCAGCGGCCCCAUCACAUCACAACCGCCGCCUGCGCCGAGCCGCGCGCAGCAGACGCUCGCAUUACUAGAGAGAGGCGAGCCGUCGGACGCGUUCCUGCUCGCCGGCACGUUCUUCGAUCUGGGGGAAUACGCGCGCGCGGCCGUCGCGCUCACGGAGGCCUCGGACCGGGGCGCGCCGCUGCCCGCGGCGGCGCCUCAUGAAGAUGCCGCGCCGCGCGACGUCUUCCUCUGGGCCUACGCCCUUUAUCUGGCCGGCGAGAAGCGCAAGGAGGAGACGGUCGCCGAGACGCGCGACGCGUCGGCGAAGAGUAGGGUAGGGAACCCCUACGCCGCCGGGUUGCGGGAUGUCUUGGUGGCGCGGCGGCGGCGCGGUCAAUUACAAGGCUUAGGAGCCUACGCGCUGGGCGUCGUGCUCAAGGAGCUCGCGCGCGGCCGCGCGCCGCUGCCGACGCCGCUCGGGCCCGGGUUAGAUGACGACGGCGCCGAGAAAGUGGAAGAGGAGGACGACGCGCGCGACGCGCGGGCCGCGCUCGCCGAGGCGACCGAGACCUUCCCCUGGAACUGGUCCGCCUGGCUCGAUUUAGCUGCGGUCGACGCCAAGGACGCGCCGACGGCGUCGCUUCCAAUGGACGAGGACCAGGCCGCGCGCCAGGCGGCCAUUGAUGAUGGCGGCGCGCUCUCGCAUGAUGACGGGCCGGCCGGCGCGUCGGAAGAUCUGGUGCGGGCCUGCGCGCGCGCGCACAAUGAUAUUGAACGGCAGCGCUGCGAGGCUGCUUUAGCGACGUUGAGGCGGUGCCACGGCUGCUCGCAGUCGGCGUGGGUGCUGGCCGCGGAGGCCCUGGCCCACUAUGCGCGGCGGGACUUCGACCAGGCGCGAGACUGCUUCGAGGCGUUGCGGGAGAGGGAUCCUUUUCGAUUGGACGACCUGGAUGUGUACUCGAACGUGCUAUAUGUUCAGGAGGCCCGCGCGGAACUGUCGAGGUUGGCCCACGCGGCGACGCGCUGCGAAAAAUAUAGGCCGGAGACGUGUUGUGUGGUCGGGAACUACUACUCCCUGAAGGCGCAGCAUGAAAGAGCCGUCUUGUACUUUCGUCGGGCGUUGCGAUUAGACAGAACUUGCCUCUCCGCGUGGACGCUCAUGGGCCACGAAUAUAUCGAAAUGAAGAACACGGCCGCGGCUAUUGAGGCUUAUAGAAGGGCAGUGGAUGUAAAUGGCAGAGAUUACCGCGCGUGGUACGGUUUAGGUCAAACGUACGAAAUCCUCAAUAUGUACUUUUAUGCCCUGUACUACUAUCGGAAGGCGGCCGUACUCAGACCGAGGGACGCUAGGAUGUGGAUCGCCAUCGCGCAGUGCUACGAGAAGCUUAAUAGGGAUGACGACGCGAUCAAGGGUUACGAACGCGCGGCGCAGCACGACGACCAGGAGGGCCACGCUUUACUCAAACUCGCGCGAUUACAUAGAGGACGGGCCUCCCACGACGAGGCCUUCGCCUGCUACGCGCACUACGCGCGGCUCCAUAAUGAUACGGACGCAGCGGACCUGGGCGACGCGACGGCCGAGGCCUUGCUAUACCUCGCGACGGCGCACAAAAAGUCUGAGAGGUACGACGAGGCCCAGCAGUGCCUCGGGAGGCUCUUAGAUUAUCCGGGGCCCGAGAAAUUGGAGGCGCAGGCGAUGCUGCGCGAGAUCCGGGCGCUCGUCGACCCGGCGUCGUCCGUGCCGGCGGACGUCAUGGGGGACUUAUAGCAUACAGUAGUAUUCUCU
This is a messenger RNA of Pelagomonas calceolata, 2154 nucleotides long. The record is from the annotation of a GenBank genome assembly. Lineage: Eukaryota; Pelagophyceae; Pelagomonadales; Pelagomonadaceae.